AGUGCGCUAACAAGCUAGUUAGCAGUGAGCGAUGUGAUGAACGCUGUCGGCGGUGCAGUAGCAACAAGAAAGUAUGGACUAGCUAACCGAGAGUUAUCCCGGUGUCUUGACAAUCAUUAUCAAGCUGUGGACCAUUUCAGGUGGUCGUAAUUAGCUGCUUCAUUCAUGCGGUCGCUGGUGCACAGGGGGGUUUGAGCUCCAAGUGGCGGGCAGGCUCAGUCAUCAGCAGCUCGCUGGGACAACUGGGACAACACGGCUCACUCACCGAGUAGGAGCAUGGUGGUCCCGGACAGUGCCAGCGUGGUCCCCCAGCCUGACAAUGGCAGUCCCACUGGCCUCACGGAGAGCCCCAAGUCCGGGUGCGAGGAGGAAGAGGAGGGGGGUCAAGACCUGGCAGGGGUGGAGCUGGAGGAGGUCCGAAAGCUGCAGGAGCUUGUUCGUAGGCUGGAGGUCCAGAAUGAGACCCUGCGCAACAGGGGGAGCAAGACUAUCAUCCACAGAGGUGCCAGCAGCAACAGUAACCUCACAGCCGCUGCUAAUAUCAAUGAGAGGCUGACUUGUGAAGGGGUGACCAAUUCCCGUCUCAGGUUGGAGCACGGUGGUGAGCUGGGUAGCACAGACUUUGAACUGUCACCCCCACAGGACAGCAGCAGCAGCGAAGAGAUGUCCCCUCUACCUGUAACCAACAGGCUGGAGGAAGAAGAUGAAGAGGAAGAGGAGGAUCGGGGUCCAUGUGGGGGCUUUCUCACCUUGACCUGCAGCAAUGGAGUGGGAGAGACCCAGGGGCAAAUCGAGACACCAGAGAGCCCCUCUCAGGAAAGUUAUGAGUCAGAAACACUUGCAGAGAGCGACUCAGGGGUGGACCAAACUGCACUGGAUGAGGUGGAUGUCCUAGAUUUGGAGGAUGAGUGUGCAGAAGUAGAGGACGAGGACAGCUGGUUGUAUGUGUCACCUAAAAAGCAAGUAGCAGAUCCAGGCCCAGAGUCUCCGUUGAAAUGGUGUCGGCAGGUUCUUGACCACCGCAGCCCAGAGACAGAAAUGGCUUGUCGGACCUUGAUCAGCCGUUUGGACCAGACAUCUCGAUGGAGGAACAUGUACAGCAGUCCAUCAGCAGAGGCAGGCUCGGCAGGCUCAGGCCUGAUCUCUCCUGGGUACCACAAAUCAACUAACAAAUCCCUACUAACUUGUGGCAGCUCAGGUGUCACAAGCAUGAACUCAGCCCUGAGCUCUCAGUCCUCUAUAGACAGUGAGGUCAGCACAUCAGAUGACUCCAUCUCUAUGGGCUACAAGCUGCAGGAUCUCACUGAUGUCCAGAUCAUGGCUCGCCUACAGGAAGAGAGUCUAAGGCAGGAUUAUGCUUCCAGCUCAGCAUCUGCAUCACGUCGCAGCUCCACAGCAUCUCUGCAGUCUCUGCGCCGGGGUGGCACCUACAGCGACCAGGAAUUUGACAGUUACAGCCUGGAAGAUGAAGAGGACGAGUUCUGCUCCAUGCCCCAGCGACGACAUCGCUUCACCCCCUCGCCCUUAGGCUCACCUCGGUGCCUGUCUCCCUCUAUCUCCAACCACGGUCAGGAAUACAGCAGCCGACUCGGGGCCCCGCGCACAAGAACACCCAGACGAUCUCUCCAGGGCCCUAGUGCCGAGCUGCUUAAAUUUGCCAAGAGUGAAGAGGAGUUGAGGCACAGCAUGCCUAAUCUGGCCCCACGCACCAGCCUACGUUCACUGGAGGCAGUCAGAAACAGCCGCAGCAUGGAGGCUAACCUCCAGAGCUCUGGCAACCGCAUGUCCCACCUGACUCACUCCCCCUCCACAGGUAUGGCUUGUAGUCGGCUGCGUAGCAACGGCCAGUCUCCACUCUCCCUGCGGACUCCUGUUAAAGCUGUCACUCCAGUGGGCUCCAUGGCAGCUGGUCGUCAGCCUUCAAGAGGGCUGCCUGUCAUCCAAGGACCACCUGCAGGAGGGGGGCGCAGGGUCCAGUCCCCAGGCUCUGCCAAUGGUGGAGCCUACAUACCUGGAAGAGCCUCAGCUGGGGCAGGGAGGCCUGCUGUGGGCCGAGGACAGGCUGUGUCAUCAGCUUCCACCAGGAGUAAACUUUCACAGCCCCCCAGGAGGUCUUUGGGCAUGACUAAAAUCUCAGAUGAAUCCUGGAAAGAUGGCUGUUACUGAGUCUUGCCGGUGAUGAAGGAUGUUCACUGCUGCAACCCUCACCUGACCUCUCCCCAUUACCUCUCAGAGUACAAAAAACACAGCCACUGUGUCCACAAAUGUGUCGUACAACCUCCCCCAUUUAAGACUGGAGCGCUGGGUUGCACUGGAUUUGUAGUUAAGACUCAUCUCUCUCUCUAGCAUGACACAUUGUCAACACACACAGAGACGAUGUGUAGGCAGACAAAGAAGGCACACAUGCACACUCCACUUGUUAUAUGGACCAACUCCGAGCUUCCAGAAGAUUUGUUUGUGUCAAUUUUACUUAUUUUUCUAUGGUAAUCGUGAGAAACUGCUGGAAUAUAAAGGGUUGUAAUUACUGUUCUGUUGAUGUAAUUGAUAUGAAGACCAUUUAAAUGAAGAUAUUGCUGGUUUGUUAAUUUUCUGUGUGAAUUCCUACUAGAUGAAGGUGCUGAGUGUUGCAUGCUCGGUUUUGUUUUUCCUUAUUCCUUCAGCCUUUGCAUCAUUAUGUAACUGCAAUAUGACAGAUCUUCCAUGUGUCCCAUAAUGAUCUGUGUGAAUUUUUGAAUGUUUGAGUGGUUCAUAGUGAAAUUAUCUUAGGUUUGUGUUGUAUUUGUGUUUUGCUCUCUGCUUACACAGCAAUGCAACUCCUGUAAACCACACUGCCCUUAUGAAUAAUAUAAAAAAAGGAAAAAUAUGGUUUGUGCCAAGGUGCAUUUCAGCUGCAACACUUUCUAAUUCCAGAAGUAAUCUGAAGUCAUUAAGGGUACUGUUAACGUACUGCAUUUUCCAGGCAUUUUUACUGCAUAUCUAGAGGUGUACUAUAGUGUCUGCUUUUGGAUACCACUGUAAUAAAGAAAAUGUUUAUGCACGAAGGCCGUGUGCCUUAGACAGCUAUGCACCCUCAUGCAGAGUGCCUCUGAAAAUUAGGAGCUGUAAUUAAAAAGAAUAAUAAAGUCUACCCUGAACUGAA
This is a messenger RNA of Seriola dumerili (greater amberjack), 3139 nucleotides long. RefSeq names its product SLAIN motif-containing protein-like. NCBI's taxonomy places the organism in Eukaryota, Metazoa, Chordata, Actinopteri, Carangiformes, Carangidae. Gene Ontology annotation, cellular component: microtubule plus-end. Gene Ontology annotation, biological process: positive regulation of microtubule polymerization; microtubule nucleation; cytoplasmic microtubule organization. The transcript is spliced from 9 exons. Bases 277 to 2166 code for a protein of 629 amino acids. The record is from RefSeq and is a predicted model, not a curated record.